Molecule: messenger RNA, 960 nt
Organism: Vicia villosa (hairy vetch)
Lineage: Eukaryota; Viridiplantae; Streptophyta; Magnoliopsida; Fabales; Fabaceae
Exons: 1
Coding region: 1-960 (319 amino acids)
Source: RefSeq, a predicted model, not a curated record
AUGGAGUAUGGUGAUGAAGGAUUUAUGAGUAAUAUUCGUUGCUCUGUUGGCAAAGGGAAUAAAAUUCUGUUUUGGUCUAGCUUGUGGUGGGGGGACCAAACCUUUCAAUCCUAUUUUCCGGACUUGUUUGAUGUUUCAACAAAUAAAUUUUCUACUAUUUUCGAUUCUGUUAACAGGUUUGGUGAGGGCAUUAGUUGGCUGCCAACUGCGUUUAUGGGCUCGGCGGAUACAGUAGCUGCCUUCACAGCCUCCAGCGCUGCUUUCGGUUUUCAGUGGCAGCAGCUCAACUCUCUGCUGGCUGCGGUUCGGUUCAGCAGUAGUGGGGAGGAUAAUUUCGAGUGGUUUCCGAAUCUCACAGGGACAUUUUCUAUGGCUUCUGUUUCACAAAUGAGUGCUGCUGUCAAGUGUUGUGCUUGGCAGCCCCAAACGAUUAGCUUGCUGAAAAUUUCGUGGAAAUUGUCGCUUCCGCUAAGGAUCCAAAUUUUUGCUUGGAGAUUUUUUACCUCUAGACUUCCUACAAAAGAUGCAUUGAUUUCAAGAGGUGUUGUCAACAUUCCUAAUCAGUGGUGUGUUUUUUAUGGGAACGUUCCGGAGUCGUUGCCGCAUAUCUUCUUCUCUUGUCAUGUUUCUUUGAAGGUGUGGGAGAGGAUUUUUGUGUGGUUAGGGGAAGAGGUUCUUUUUUCUUUUGAAGAGUUCUUAGAGUUUGAUGUUGUUCAGGAGAAGGUUAAGGCUGUCAAUGUCAGGGUGAAGAUCAAUACGAUUUGGAUGGCUUUGAUUUGGAGUAUUUGGAGCAUGCGUAAUUCCAUUAUUUUUUACCAAGUUCCUUUUUGUUUUGACAUGGUGGUCUAUAAUGUUAUUUAUUUUUCUUGGAGUUGGUUAGCUAGAAUUGUUUUGAACACUUCUAUCUCCACCUUUUAUGAGUGGUACAAGUUACCGCUUGAUUGCUUUUCGAAUGUGUAA